UGAGUGAGGAAGCCAGAGUUACUGUAGACCAGCUGAGAGGUGGUAGUGUUGGCUUUCGCUCUCCUUUUUUACCUCGCAUUCAACCACCUCGCAGGAUUUUUCAGCUGGACAUCAGUCCAGUGUACGAGAGAGUGAGCGAAGCUGGCGUAGAGUGGUGAGGGACAAGAGAAUACUCUAAUUGGAGGUGAAAUAAACAGGAAGUGUAGCUGGUCGCGGCUCUUGCCCGCAGAAGAAGAUUUCUAGUGAUUAAUAUUACAGUUUGAGGCCGAGUGAAGCCCCAAACUUCACUGUAAUGGCGUGUGCUGUAUGGAGCAGCGUGGCGCUGCUGCUCUUGAUGUUAAUCACAUGCCAGGUUGUGGGUGACAAGGCAGGUGGUAGAUGCGUGUGGUAUGGACAGUGUGGCACUAACCCAGAGUCAUUCACUCACGGAAAAGCCAACUGUCCCUACAAUGGUCCUCCCAAGCCUUUGGAUCCUGCAUCCAAGACCAUCCUGACCAGUGUGUGUCCAGAGCUGGUUGCUGAUAUAUUAACUUCAGGCAACCCAGCUUCCAACAUCAGCACUUGCUGUGACUCUGUGCAAUUGACUGCAAUGGUUGGACAGAUGAAUAUAGGUUUGGGCCUGCUGCAGCGCUGUCCUACUUGCGUGAGAAACUUUCGUCAGAUCUACUGCUAUAUGACCUGCAGUCCUCACCAGAGCAACUUCAUGUUCCCCAAGGAAAUCAAGAAUGCCACAGACACUCAGAAACCAGUCAUCACUGACCUUGAAGUGCAUGUCACCAAAAAAUUUGUAGAUGGUGUGUUCUCCUCAUGCAAAGAUGUUGCUAUGCCAUCAACCAAUGAAAAAGCAAUGUCAUUAAUGUGUGGACAUUGGGGACAAUAUUAUUGCACAGGUCAACGUUGGUUUGAAUAUAUGGGCUCUGUAUCCAAUGGAUAUGCACCAUUUCAGAUUGAUUAUGUGUAUCAAGAAAGCUCUAAUUCAACGUUUAAACCUUUCACCAAGAACAUCAUUCCCUGCAACUCAGCUGUAUCUAAUAACUCUCGAGCAUGUAGCUGUUUGGAUUGUGAGGCGUCGUGUCCUAAACCACCACCUCUCCCUCCACUGCCACAACCAUUCAUCAUAUUUGGAGUUGAUGGACUGGAGUUGGUCAUGGCACUCGUCUUCCUAUUUAUUGCAUCAGUAUUUGCCACAGUUUAUGUGUGUCUUUCGUGCCGCUCUCAAAGCGUUGAUAUAGCAGUUGAUACCUCUACUGGGCCAUCAUGGGCAGAAGAACCAAACUGCUUAGAAAAAGCUGGUUCUUGGAUUGAUGAUAUCCUAGAAAAGUUCUUCACAGCUUGGGGUACAGUAUGUGCUGAAUAUCCAUGGAUUGUGCUCCUUGUGGGAAUGGCUAUAGCAGUCGGACUGUCGGCUGGCAUUGUGUUCCUUCAUGUGACCACAGAUCCCGUUGAACUGUGGGCUGCCCCCAACUCUAGGUCACGUGUUGAAAAGGAGUUCUUUGACAAAAGCUUCGAACCAUUUUACCGUACAGAAAUGCUCAUUAUUCGUCCAGUUGGAGUGGAUAAGGUUACUCAUGAAUCUCCGGAUGGACAAGAGAUAUGGGGACCAGUGUUCAACAAAACCUUUCUUGCAGAGGUCCUCAAACUUCAGAACUACAUUACUAAUGAGAUAUCAGGUAGUGUGAACAAGAUAGGUGUAUACCUGGAAGACAUCUGCUUUAAGCCACUUUCACCCAUUAAUAACAAGUGCACCAUACAGAGCGUCUUGAAUUACUUCCAGAAUAAUGAGACCAACUUGAAUCUCAAUCACACGGAUUCAUUUGGUCUUGAAAUUGAUUAUCUCAGCCAUUUGGAUUCUUGUAUCAGGAAUCCUGUCUCACCUCUAGAUCCUCAGUUAAAUAUUCCUUGCCUUGGUGAAUAUGGAGGCCCAGUUUUUCCAUACACAGCCCUAGGAGGAUUCCUUAAUGGAAGUAGAGUCCUUGGACCCAACCCACCCUACAAGAAUGCCACAGCUCUGGUUAUUGUGUUUGUUGUCAACAACUACUAUGAUAAGGAGAAGAUAGAGAAGGCAAUGGCUUGGGAGGAAGCUUUUCUCCAGUUUAUGAAGAACUAUUCUCAUCCUAUGAUGGACAUUGCUUUCUCUGCGGAACGAGCGAUCCAGGAUGAACUGGAGCGUGAGAGUGAGGGCGAUGUAAUCACCAUCCUCAUCUCAUACUGCAUCAUGUUUGCCUACAUUGCUUUAGCACUUGGGGAGUUUACUCGCUGCAGCCGAUUACUAGUGGACUCGAAGAUCACUCUUGGCCUCGGUGGUGUUCUUAUUGUACUCGUGUCUGUCUCAUCAUCUGUUGGCAUUUACGGCUACAUUGGAAUUCCUGCUACGCUUAUCAUCAUUGAAGUAAUCCCCUUCUUAGUUUUGGCUGUUGGAGUAGACAACAUGUUCAUCUUGGUUCAGACAUACCAGCGAGAGUCUCGUCGUCCCACAGAAUCCCGAUCAGAACAUAUUGGUCGCAUUGUUGGACAAGUGGCACCAACCAUUCUGCUUGCAUCUUGCUCAGAGGCUGCUUGCUUCUUCUUAGGAGCACUGUCAGGCAUGCCAGCUGUACAUGCCUUUGCCCUUUAUGCUGGAAUGGCUCUGACUAUUGACUUCAUCCUCCAAGUGACCUGUUUUGUUUCUCUUGUGGCUCUGGAUGCUAAGAGACAGGAGGAAAACAGAUAUGAUAUUCUGUGUUGCAUAAAAGGCUCUGACAAGGAGUCAGACUCACGAGAAAAACUUCUACACAAGUUGUUCAAGCAUGUGUACGCCCCAGCUCUUCUCUCUCGUGUGGCUCGACCAAUUGUGAUGAUUGUGUUUGCUGGUUGGCUAUGUUCUAGUAUUGCUGUUUUACCCAAGAUUAUGAUUGGUCUUGAUCAAGAGCUUUCCAUGCCAGAUGACUCAUACCUUCAGAAGUAUUUUGAGUAUCUGGGUAAGUACCUAAGUGUGGGACCACCACUGUACUUUGUCCUCAAGGGUGGCAUCAACUUCAGCAACUUCUCUGAGCAAAAUAAGAUAUGUGGCACAGUCGACUGUAAUUCAGACAGCUUGUCAACCCAAGUAUAUAUAUCUUCACUUGUCUCCAAUAGAACUUACAUUGCUCAGCCAGCAUCAUCAUGGCUUGAUGAUUACAUGGACUGGUCUCUGUAUAACAUGCAAGAGGGAAGUGCGGGUGUUCCAUGCUGCCGCAUCAAGAAUGAUGGCUCCUUCUGUCCAUCCACUGAUUAUGAGUCACCCUGUCAGAACUGUAAUAUAAAAGUUAUGGAGGAUGGACUUCGGCCAGAUCCUGUCACCUUUAUGAAGUACUUGCCCUUCUUCUUAGAAGAUAUUCCCUCUGAAUCAUGCCCAAAGGGUGGGCAUGCAGCAUAUGGUCAAGCUGUAAAUAUUGCCCCAGAUGCUCAUAAUGAGACGAGUGUUGGAGCCAAUUACUUCAUGACGUACCACACCAUUCUAAAGAAAUCAAAUGACUAUUACAUGGCUCUGGAGUGGGCAAGAAAAGUUUCAAAGAACAUCACAACUGCACUAAAUGAGGGCUUGGAGGAGCCUCGCUAUGAAGUGUUCCCUUACAGUGUUUUCUAUGUAUUCUACGAGCAAUAUUUGACAAUGUGGGAAGAUGUUUUGACUUCCCUUGGCAUCUCUCUUGUAACGGUGCUGUUGGUGAGCAUCCUCCUGUCUGGUCUUGAUGUUGCCUCAUCCAUAGCAGUAAUAGUUACCAUCAUCAUGAUCCUUGUCAACCUUGGGGGACUCAUGUACUGGUGGGAUGUUUCCCUCAAUGCAGUUUCGCUCGUCAACUUGGUUAUGGCUGUUGGCAUAUCAGUGGAGUUUUGUAGUCACAUAACUCAUGCCUUCUCUCUGUCCAUGGAAGAGACUCGGCUGCUGCGAGCAAAAGAUGCCCUCAUUACUAUGGGCAGUUCAGUACUGUCAGGCAUCACAUUCACAAAAUUUGGAGGCAUCAUUGUCUUAGCCUUUGCUCACUCGAAAAUCUUCAAAGUUUUCUACUUCCGCAUGUAUCUUGGCAUCGUACUGUUUGGUGCUGCGCAUGGUUUGAUAUUCUUGCCUGUUAUGCUCAGCUUCUGUGGACCAAGGUCGAACAGGUGCUGUAUACAGAAGAGGCAAUGGAGUCGUAUUGCUGAGAGUUUCCACGGCUCCAUGUCUAUGAAUGAUGAAGUGCCUGAUCUUCCACAGCCCAUCAAUGUUUCAGUUGAUGACACUCGUAUUAUACAGCCCAAUAAUCAUUCCAGCUAUGGGGGUACAGACAAUGUGGCAUAUGCAUGAUUGUUUUACUGUACAUAAAUUUUAGUUAGUGUAAAUACUGCUAGUACACAUUGUUAUAGGUGAAGCAUCAUUUUGUAUAAAUAGUUUAUACUGGAUCUGACACAUUUCAUUAAUUUUUAAUGAUCUUGGUGGAUAAGGGGCUGUUGAAAGAGAAGCAUUUUAUACGUAUUAGUUUGGAAAGAAAGAUUUUGUAAGAGAAUGUAUUUAUUUGGUGAUUUUACUCUGUGGUUUGAAAAAGUUAUUCAUUAUUGAAAUUAGACUGCAAAUGUUGAUAGUAACUCAAAUCCAUAUUGUAUGAAAUCGUUUCGAUAAUUACUUUUAUGUAUAAAGACAAAAGUCAUUGUUAAAUAUGUUAAUCUGAUAUUGUAACAGUCACUCAAGUGUUCAAUGUUUAUUAGUUUACAAUUGUACUAAAAUAACUGAAACAAGUCACACAGUUGCAUAAUAUUUUCAAAGAAGCAGGAGGCUUAACUCUAAUUAGAAAAAACUAAAACCGAGCAUUGAAAAUAUUUUUCUUAGAUAUUGAGGCUGGAGAAGUGGCCAAAGGAGUAGCAGAACAAUUACUGACAGCACUUGCACAUUACUACCUAUAGGUGGUGUUGGCACUGUUGUGGCAUCCACCAGACACGGGUGUGCACAUGAUAAAGUUCUCAGUCUGUGGAUAACAUAAGAUUUAGUUGUUAAAAGGCUCACAAUUUCUUAAAAUUUGUGCUGAUGGUUUCAUCAUCCCUAAGUUGCUUUUGCCACUUGAAAAUGAGUGGCACAUGACUUUUUUCAUCUAUUCCUACCAUUUAAAUUGUUGCAUUUGUGUUGCACACAAUUUUGCUGGACCACUUUUAAUGCUUGGUCUAUUCCAACUUUGUCAUCAGUGUGCAAUGACUGUGAUGAUAUUUUGAUGUACCUAUUUUUUGAGAAUCUCGCAUGUUAGUUAACUAUGUGGAUUGUUGUAGAUUGUUUUUUUUCUUUGCCCUCUCAUAUAGUCAUGAUCAUAUACUGUAUGUUUUUUGAAAGUAACUGUGUGUAUGUACACUGUACUAUGUUGGGUUAAGGUAAAACUUCAAAGAUUGCUCAUUCAUUACCAAGAUAAAGGCAAAUACUAAUCAUAUUUAUAAAAUUACUCUUGCAGUUAUUACAAUUUGAAAUUGACACUUUACAGCUGUUUAUCUAAAUUUCUUAGAGCUGCUUUAAGUUAAUGUAGGUGUUGACUUUUGAGAGUUUGAAAAUUAGGUAACAAGCAUUUUAUAUGUACCAUUGUGAUGGUUUCAGCACAUAAUACAGUACUGCUUUAACAUGUUAAGGGCAUUCACAGUUUGUAUUUGUUGUGAUAGUUCAGUAUUACUGCUGCUGCUUCAAACAAGAUUUUCCAUAGUCUUGUAACUUUUAGUAAACUAAACUAAUAAUAUAAUCAAAUUAAGCCUAAAACUGUAGUAAACUAGUAUGAGCAACCAAAGAUUGAUGAAUGUUUUGUUUCAUAUUGCUUGUUUAGUAGUAAUCACAAGAACUGGCCAUGCUGAAAGAACUUAACAAGAAAAUUAGAGGGUGUUUAAAACUAAAAUGAGACAAGGACAGAGGAAUGAUGAGGAUUAUUAUUAUUAUAAUCAAGGGGGAAGCGCUAAACCCGGAGGAUUAUACAGCGCCUGGGGGGGGAUGUGGAAGGCAUUCAGGCUUAAUUCGGGGAACUGGAGCACAGAUCCAAUUCCCUAAAUCAAGAGCCCCUCACCAACAUCAAGGAACCUUCCUUGAGGGGACCAGGAAUGAUGAGGAAAGUGCUUGAAAGGUACUUGCCUGUGUGGUUGUAGGGGAGGGUCUGACCCUACCAGUAAAUCUUUGUAUAAACUGAGUAAAGCAGAAUAUUUAAUUAUUAUUGGUAUAUUCAUGAUCUUUUAGAUCUAGAUGUCGUCAGAAUUUUUUUGUCGUGAAUUUAUUUUGCCUUGUGUGCUUGUGUUCACCCUACUUUUGCUCUAAUUUCAACAUUCCUUUGCCAUACAUUUCUAGCCAUCUACAGUUUCACUGAGCUGUACAGGUCCUCUGCCUCAGAAUUAAAGCUACUCUGAAUUGCUACUGUUUGAUCAUGGCACCUUAAACCUCAUCUUCCUACCAGACAUGAGGACACUACAAAUUUUGCUGUAAUUUUACUUUAGUUUCUGGUGGAAGGACGAGGUUUAAGGCGCCAUGAUCAUUAGUGGCGACACAGAAUAGCAUUUAUUCACAGUCAGAGAAACUGUAAAGCUUAACUUCUGAAAUUGUACAUGGCAGUUUCUACAGGUAUCAGUUAGUUUCUUAGCCAUAUACUCCUCUCAUGCCCAUGCUGCUAAGAUGCUUAACAUUGAGAUCAGUUGUUGUUAAUAUGCACUCUACUUGGUAUGGUAAUGCAUUCACACAACACUGUAAAUUCAGGGAAUAUUGGAGACUAAACCCCUUCUUUCUCAUCCUAGGGAAAUUCAGAUUAUUCAUAUUGCUCUUGUCCACUUUCUAACCUUAGUAGGUUUAGUGUUUCUUAUUUAUUAUAAUCUUCCCCACUUCCAUGUGCAAAAGCUCAAUUACCUACCAUAACCUCAUGCUGCCUCUUUUUUAACCACUUCCAUUCUCAUUCCAGUUCAUCUCUUAAUUGUCUAUCAGCAGGCACACACUCCAUUUCCAGCAUCCCCUCCACUUAACACAAUUAUUUGACCACCUUGCUAAAAGUCCCACCUUUGAUGCAGACUCCCUUGUGACUUUUUAACAAAAUAAACUUGCUGCAACAACUUUAUAUUUUAUUUUAGUAACCCACUACCCCUGCUAACCUUAGUCCUUGCGCAUGCACACACAUGUGCAUACUCCCUCGUUUCUGAUAUCUACAUGUUCCGCACCCCUCAAGGAAGGCUCCUUGACGCUGGUGAGGGGCUCUUGAUCUAGGGAAUUGGAUCUGUGCUCCAGUUCCCUGAAUUAAGCCUGAAUGCCUUCCAUCCCCCCAUAGGCACUGUAUAAUCCUACGGGUUUAGUGCUUCCCCCUUGAUUAUAAUAAUAAUACAUGUUCCGCAGCGCUGUAUAGCCCUUGUGGCUUAGUGCUUCUUUUUGAUUAUAAUAAUAAUAAUAAUAAUAAUCUA
This is a messenger RNA of Cherax quadricarinatus, 7386 nucleotides long. RefSeq names its product Niemann-Pick type C-1a (gene Npc1a). Gene Ontology annotation, molecular function: lipid carrier activity; cholesterol binding. Gene Ontology annotation, biological process: cholesterol homeostasis; intestinal cholesterol absorption. NCBI's taxonomy places the organism in Eukaryota, Metazoa, Arthropoda, Malacostraca, Decapoda, Parastacidae. The record is from RefSeq and is a predicted model, not a curated record. Gene Ontology annotation, cellular component: plasma membrane.